AUUAUUUGAAAGCUUUCCGAGUUCAGAGCUGAACCGAAGACGACGUGAUUAUUUAUUUGGUGUUUAAUGUUUAAGUGAAAAAUUAAAAAAGAAUUACAAAAGUUCAAAUAUUAAAUUAAUUUAAUAGAGAAACGUUUUAAGUUUAAAUUUUCUAAUAAUGUUUAAAUUCUUCGUUCAGCUGCUAUUCAUGCUAAUUAUUUCUAAUUUGUCUAACGGCCGCUAUAUAGAAGAAAGCAAUGACUAUCCCUUAUCACUACCGCCUCAACUGCCCCACACUCAGGGUGCGAUGGCUAACAGUUAUUACAAUUAUCCCUAUAGUGUAGCGGCGCGACCCUACUACUAUCCUCAUCAUCAUCAAGUUAGUUUGUAUUCACCACCUGGUUCGUAUUUCGAUCAAAGGCGAAGUGUAUUUCGGCCUUUUCCCGGCGGCGGUUCACCUAUUCUAAUAGAUUACCAUAACCGUUGUUCCGAUAAUUAUUUGGGGUUAAAGCCGCAUCCAACGCAACAACAAUAUUAUUACCUAUGUAAACCGGAUUGUGUGAUUUUUGGAAAAUGCCAAAAUCUACAGACCUUCAACUAUGCCAGCAGCCAAUGCGUACAGUCUAUGCCAGAUUACAUGACGAAUUGCUCAUCAAUGGGCAUUUUUCCCAUCUAUUCUGAUUGUCAUUUGUACUAUAAGUGCAAUCAACAGUUGCAGGCGCAUAUUUAUUCAUGUCCUAGGAAGACGAUCUUCUCGCCACAUUCAAAACAAUGCAUAGCCGGUAACAGCUGCUCACCCACUCAAAUAUCUGAAAAUGGUUCACUCUUCUUGCAAGAGAAUUGUGAAAAGAAAUUCCCAUCUUGCGUGCAAAAUGGUUUAUUUAGGUCUCCCUCAGAUUGCUCCUUGUAUUACAAAUGCGAAACGCAAAAUAAUGGAAUAUUUUUACAAACGCGAUUCAAAUGUCCAUCCGAUAUGUUCUACGAUUUGCAGAGAUAUCAAUGUGAGGUUAAGGAGAAAGUCGCCUGCGAUUGUAUGCCUGCGGUAGAUUUGGUUUAUCCGAAACUUAAUUACUAUCAGUUGCCCAUAAUGAUGAAAUUCCCUGAAGAUAUUUUAGAAGAAAAUCCUUAUCCUACCGAAAAUGUACACAACAAUUGUUCGAAGCCAGAAGACAAAAUCACUGAAGGUUCCGGCAAUGAAGACUUAAUGACUGCGACCACAACGGCAGAAAGCAUCCCCUCUAUCACCUCAACCGAUUUGAUGACUGUAGCCGAUACGGAAACUCAAGGUCAUGAAACCUACUUCGCAACGACAACUGAGAUAUCAAUCUCAGAUGAUUUCUUAAAAUCUUUCCAAGUUAUUGAGUCUAACAGUGAAGAGCCCGACAGUAGAGAGGAAUUUCUUGAUUUCAAUAAAAAUGCUGAUGUUUUCUCUAAAGAAACAUUUUUCAAGGAUCGUAACACCGAGACUACUACGGACUUCACCACUGAUUUACCAGAUGAAAGUAGCACCACAACAGAAGCGAACGUAGAAGAAGAUAUUUCAACACAAACAGCUUUAUUAAGCACUGAAACAGAUGAUUUUUCCAUCGGUUCGUUGGCCUUGACAAAAGAGAUGGUAAUAACAACCCGUGAGCCGCAGCUAAGCUUGCAAGAACAUACUAAAGAAGAAAUCGUUGAGAAUAGGAUGAUAGGAAAUCGUACGGAACAACCGCUUAUUGAAAUAUUCACAACAACCAACGAGGGAGUAAAGGAUUUGGAAGCCGAAGAGCUAUUGAGUGAAACAACGAAUAUCGAUAAUCCAGAUAAUACGGAUAGAAAAACUGAUUUAACCCAACAACACAUCUCUACCACUAUUACUAAAACAAAUCAAUUACAAAUUAAAACAUUAAUACGAGAAUCUACAUCCAACAUUAAACACAAGCACCAAAAUCUCUUAAAAACCGCAACAACAUCCACUUUAAGUUCUACAGUAAGUCCAAAUAAUUUUCACGCUAUUGAUUACGAUAGUAUUGAAGAUGAAAAGGCCGUUUUGGACGAUGAGGUCAUAAUAAAAGAUUUAUCGGCAUUUAUUAAACGACAAUCCAACCGAGACUUAAUAUCGGAAGAAGAAGGAUCUGGUGAAGAAGAAAAGGAGAAAUUGGAAGCUUUCGAAUUGCCAAAUGAAAAUUUGAAUGAUAUCUCGACCGAAAGCGACGUAAAAGAGCUAAAAAAUGUACAAGCCCAACAAAAACUUGCAGUUGAGAACACUACUACCGAAAACGGAGAUUUAUUUUUAAGUGAUAGAAGAAUGAUUGGUCGUGAAGAAUUUGGUGUUUCUCGUAAGCCAUUCAAGGAAUUUUCUGCGGAAAGAUUUUCAAAUGAAGAAAUCACCGAAAAUGUUGAAAAUACACUGACCUCAUCUUUUAAAUCUUUACAAAACAGGGACGGUACAGAAAAGAGCGAUUUUCUAAGCACAGUUGACUCUUUAAGAGAUGAUUAUAUUGAAAUUGAAAAUCUGACACCUCCCGCUGAGAGCAAUCUUAGCGUAACCAAAUCGAAUCGUAAUCAGUUUAAAAACAAUUUAAAAUCAAAAGUGGUAGGUCUUCAAUAUGAUUUAUCUGCAACCAGUACAUCACCACGGCCCAAUUAUUAUAACAUCUGUAGAUCAUGAGUAAUGAAAAAAAAUUUGAGCCAGAAAUUGUUUUUAUUUUUGGCAAUAGAGGUAGCCUCAGAUUAUGUUUUACUGUGGUCUUGUCCUUCGGUCGAUUGAUUCCACUUUCAAUAUCAACCGGCGUGCCAGAUCUUAUAAUGUUUCAGCCGAAUUUGAAGUCUAAGGCUUUUAUUUUUGCGACCACAAGGAGCAGACAGUACACAGACUGAAGGACAAACUAAAUCGGUUUAGAAUUUACUCCUGGUCAAGAAUAAAUUUAUACUUCAUUGCACGCUCAGUGGAAUAGUAAAAUAUAUUCUCAUCAUUGAUAAAUUACUCAGUGUCCAGUUCGUAAACUAAAAUCGCCAUUAUCGCACCUAACUAAACGCAGUGAAUCGCAAGACUUCUUGGACGUAAAGCCAGCUCAAACUCUCAAAAAACUUUAUAAAUAGCUUAGCAAUUGCCGAAUAAAAUAUUUCUUAACAGACACAUGCAGUGGGGAAAACCAAAUGAAGGGAAUAUGGUUGCCGCACGAAUUGUCUUUUCGAAUCAUUUUUUGUGCCGUAUUGCGAUUAGCAAUGAAAAGAGUUUCUACUACGAGAAUUCAAGAGGAAAGAGCGAUGGUUUAAUCCAGGGCAACAUUGCAUAGCGACACCGAAGCGGAAUUUUCUUGGCCAUAAAACAAUGCUGUGUAUAUGGUGCGACCAGCAAGGUUGUGUAGUGUAGUAUGAGCUGCUAAAACCGAAUGAAUCUGGUACUGCAGAUGUUCAUCGACGCCAUGGGAACGAUGCAUUCUUGCAAAACAGACCAGCAAUACCGGCUGACAGCCGCAAAUUUAUUAUUUUUAUUCAUCAAUUGUAACAAUAAUAAUUAAAUUAUUAACUACGAUUAACUACGAUUAAAAUAGAUUUAUCGGACCAGUAAGACCAUAACGUUUCUUUUGGACACAAAUAAUUAACAAAAAAUACUGGAUAGGAUAACUUGAACAAUGUUCAGCUCAAAACAAAUUAAAGAUGAUUACAUAAUUACUCAUUACACGAAGGAUUAUAAAGUUUUCUGAUUUCUACUCUUCACCUAUAUGCAGUAACAACGUGAACAGAUAUUAGGCGGGAAUGAGUUUAUUAACUUUACAGCGUUGAUAAGAAAUAGUCUUGAUGGUCUUGAAUACUUAUGGGCUGGAAGAAUUAAAUUCAUCGUACGUCUGGCAAACUGAGCUUUCGGACGGAGUUUGUUUGUUUGUUUUUUUCGCAUUUAAAAUCUUAUUGAUAAUCUAUCUGACACACUAAUCGACAGCCAAGCGCAGCUUAACGCAAUCAAGGCGCAUAUGUUGCCUCCCUACGAUAUAAAUUCCAUAACAAGACAUUUAAUUAUUCUCAGUUUAGUUUGAGUUGGCACGUGAGGGGAGGAUAAACACAGUUUCCUCAGAGUAUAACGUAGCCGCACAGUCUAAAAUCAAUAUCUUCUUCACUUCUAGACCAGGCCAAUCACUGCAUCACCCAUUCUAAUAUCAAUCAAGCGAGUCGGAAUCACGAUAGCCUUCGUUUCAUCUCAAUUAAGCUUUAAAUUAUGGAGAAUGGACCAAUGCGAGAUAUGACACAGAUUACCGUUAAUUUGUUGAGUCAGAUUCUCCACAAGACCCAGUGAAGGGGUAUAGGAGGAGUAUAGUUGAGCAUCGUCUGCGUAAAAAGGAAUAUU
Glossina fuscipes is the source of this 4303-nucleotide messenger RNA. RefSeq lists its product as uncharacterized. The record is from RefSeq and is a predicted model, not a curated record. Bases 158 to 2629 code for a protein of 823 amino acids. Gene Ontology annotation, cellular component: extracellular region. Lineage: Eukaryota; Metazoa; Arthropoda; Insecta; Diptera; Glossinidae. Gene Ontology annotation, molecular function: chitin binding. The transcript is spliced from 8 exons.